AUCAAGAUUUACUUAACCAACAUGGUUCACAAUAUAGAAUCAAACCCUGAGUUGUUAAGCUUCUCAUAUGAUGCUAGCACUAGUGAUUCUCAACAAGAUCAUGGUGUGAUCAAGGAGCAAGAUCGCUUGCUACCCAUCGCGAAUGUAGGUAGAAUCAUGAAGCAAAUCCUUCCACCAAAUGCAAAGAUCUCGAAAGAAGCUAAAGAAACCAUGCAAGAAUGUGUGUCCGAGUUCAUCAGCUUUGUGACGGGAGAAGCUUCGGAUCAUUGUCGAAAAGAGAAAAGAAAGACUGUUAACGGAGACGAUGUUUGUUGGGCGAUGUUGAAUCUAGGGUUUGAUGAUUAUGCACAACCGUUGAAGAGGUAUUUGGACAAGAUUAGGAAGCUUGAAGGCGAAAGGGGUAACCAAAAUAGUGAAGAGAAAGAUCAUAUUCGUCCUCGUCAAGAAACGUCGACGAAUUACAGAGCUACAGGUAACGGAGUUCCUCGAAAAGUUCCUCGUUCUUCUUCCCCUAAUCUUUUUAAAUUCACCGUGGAUGAUUAAAGAAAUAGAUGUUAGGGUUCUUGAUAUAUGUUGUUACUUUCAUGGGUUGGAGAUAUAAUUAGGGGUUCUUUAAUAAUCAUAUGAUAGAUAGUAAUUACACCAAUUUGGUAUUUCUCUAGGUUUUUUUUUUUUUGUUAAUUUUUGAAGUUGUUGUGUUCUUCGAUCCGGGUAGGUUCUCUUUGUGUUAGUUUUCGUCUAGGGUUAGAAACUGGACCCAAAAAGAAUAACAUAAUUCAAUCUUAUAAAUAUGUCUCCAGACUCUGGUCUACGAUUGGGAUAUUACUAGAUAACUUUGUGGUGUAUGACCAAAGUGUCUGUAUCAUAAUUCGAUCUUACGAAUGUGUCUCCAGACUCUGGUCUACGAUUGGGAUAUUACUAGGUAACUUUGUGGAGUAUGAUCAAAGUGUCUGUAUCAUAAUUCGAUCUUACGAAUAUGUCUCCAGACUCUGGUCUACGAUUGGAAUAUUACUAAGUAACUUUGUGGAGUAUGAUAAAAGUUUCUGUAUCACGUUCGAGCUUAUAUUAAUGCGAUGAAUGACAAAUACGAUUUUUAA
Helianthus annuus (common sunflower) is the source of this 1097-nucleotide messenger RNA. Its product is annotated as nuclear transcription factor Y subunit B-5. The coding region runs from base 22 to 543 and encodes 173 amino acids. NCBI's taxonomy places the organism in Eukaryota, Viridiplantae, Streptophyta, Magnoliopsida, Asterales, Asteraceae. Gene Ontology annotation, biological process: regulation of transcription by RNA polymerase II. The transcript has a single exon. The record is from RefSeq and is a predicted model, not a curated record. Gene Ontology annotation, molecular function: protein heterodimerization activity; RNA polymerase II cis-regulatory region sequence-specific DNA binding; DNA-binding transcription activator activity, RNA polymerase II-specific. Gene Ontology annotation, cellular component: CCAAT-binding factor complex.